This is a messenger RNA of Colletotrichum truncatum, 786 nucleotides long. RefSeq names its product GDSL-like lipase acylhydrolase. The record is from RefSeq and is a predicted model, not a curated record. Lineage: Eukaryota; Fungi; Ascomycota; Sordariomycetes; Glomerellales; Glomerellaceae. Gene Ontology annotation, molecular function: hydrolase activity.
AUGAGAGUACAAAGUAUCGCGACCGCCUUGGUCACCGCCUUGUCCUCUGUCUCCGCUGCCCCUGUCAGUGAAGUCAAUCCACUCCGAGUUCGCCAAGAAUGCAAGCCUCCCUACUUUCUCCUCACGGGUGACUCCACCGUCGCUGUGAACGGAGGCUGGGGCGACGGAUUCCUCAGCUUUCUUCAGUCUCCAGCAGAUGGAAAGAAUUAUGGCAAGAGUGGAGCAACAACGGUUUCCUUCAGAGCGGCGGGUAUCUGGAAUACUGUGAUCAACGAGGUCAAGGCAAACAAGGAUGCCUUCAGCCCAAUUGUGACGAUCCAGUUCGGUCACAACGACCAAAAGGCGGCAGCCAACAUUUCUCUGGAUCAGUUCCAAACCAACCUGCAAGACCUUGCAAAUGAAGUGACGGCUGCUGGUGGGACUCCGAUUUUGAUUUCCUCUCUCACUCGGCGCGUUUUCAGCGGAGGCAAAGUCAUCCAAAACCUCGAGAACGAGCGAAUCAGAGCCGAGGCCGCAGCUGCAGUGGUUGGCGCCACUUACCUUGAUCUCAACACAGCCAGCACCAACUACGUUAACGCUAUUGGUAACGCGAACGGAAAGCUUUACGACCUGUCGACUGGCGACUCUACCCACUUGAACACGGCCGGUGAGGUUGUGUUUGGGCGCCUGGUUGCGGACCUGCUUCUCGAGAAGCGCACCGACCUUGUGCGGUACUUCAAGGAGAACAAGGCUAUCAGUGACAAGAUCAGGAACGGAGAGUUCGCGACCGGAAACGAGACAGACUAG